Molecule: messenger RNA, 1576 nt
Organism: Diorhabda carinulata
Lineage: Eukaryota; Metazoa; Arthropoda; Insecta; Coleoptera; Chrysomelidae
Product: zinc finger CCCH-type with G patch domain-containing protein
Exons: 6
Coding region: 92-1522 (476 amino acids)
Biological process (GO): negative regulation of DNA-templated transcription; regulation of transcription by RNA polymerase II
Cellular component (GO): nucleus
Molecular function (GO): metal ion binding; RNA polymerase II cis-regulatory region sequence-specific DNA binding; DNA-binding transcription factor activity, RNA polymerase II-specific
Source: RefSeq, a predicted model, not a curated record
ACAUUAUUUUGAUCUGUCAAGUCAAAAUGUAAUAACAAUAUUCAUAGCAAAUUAUAGAUUUCAAUAUUACUUUUUAAAUAUAUAAUUUAAGAUGGACCUAGAAGAAAUAAAAUCAUACGAACAACAGUUGAUUCAAGUGAAUCAAGCUCUUUCCAAGUGCUUAUCAGGCCCAAGUAAAGAAGAAUUACUAACAUUAAAAUCACAUUUGACAGAAUUAUUAGAACUAGCUAGUGGAAAUACUGAAAAUUCUAACAACGACAGUAAUGAAGAAACUCUUGACGAUGAGUUUGCAGCAUUUAUGGCAGAAAUGGAAAUGGAAGGUGCAGUUCAAAAAAAGAAUGAAGAAGUGGAAGUAUUAGAGAUUGAUGUUAAUGAGAUUGAAGGGAAAAAAUGUAGAGCCCCACACCAACAUCAAUGGGGAAGCGUCGCUUAUCACAAUGCAAUGAUUUGUUCAGUUGAUUCAAAUGAAAAUGAAAUACUUAAGGUCAGAGUUCUUUUUACCAAUCCUACUCACCAAGAAAUGUUACCUUGCCCGUUUUAUUACACAUCUGAAUGUAAAUUUUCAGAAGAGCAAUGCAGAUUUUCUCACGGUGAGGUAGUUCCAUAUUCUAGCCUUCAGGAUUACAUUGAGCCUAAUUUUGAAGUACUAAAUACGGGUAGUAUAGUAUUAGCAAAAAAGAAAGAUAAUUUAUGGUAUAGGGCACAAAUCAAAAGAUUAUAUGAACAAAAAUGUUUGGUGAAAUUCGAAAAUGAUUGUAAGGAAGCAGAGAUUAAUUUGGAACAUAUUUUUCCAUUAUUCAAUGAAACUGAUGAGAAUAGUGAUAAUGAAGGUGAAAGUUUAGGAGUUGUUAGUAAUAUAGAAGAAGUAGUUAAUAAAAGUUUAAUGAUAACACCUGCUAAGCAAGCAUUAGGUGAAUGGGAACAGUAUACAAAGGGUAUAGGAUCCAAAUUGAUGUCCAAAAUGGGUUACAUCGUAGGGACAGGUCUGGGAAAGAAUGCUGAAGGUAGAGUUGAUCCGGUCAGUGCAUUUAUAUUUCCGGCUGGUAAAUCGUUAGAUCACUGCAUGAAUUUACGGGAACUCUCUGGUGGUGAUAAAGAUCUUUUUAGUGUGGAAAAGAAAUUGAAGCGGAUUCAGAAGAGACAAGAAAUUCAGUCUAGAAAGAAUUACGAAAGACAAGAGAAACAACAAAAUGUUUUUGCGUUUAUAAAUAAAACUGUACAAGGAAAUGAAGAUAAAUUGAAAAAAUCAGAAAUAAGAGAGACUAUUAAGAAAGAAACUGAUAGAAGUUUGAAUAUAAAGAGUGUAACGAUAGAUGAAGAUAUUAGAAAAAUCGAAAGAGAUUUAGAACAUAUUAAAACGUCUUUAAAUAGACAGAAAGAUACAACAUCGGAAGUAUACAAAAAGUUGAGGGAUAAAUUAAAUCAAAGAGAAAUAGAACUUGUUCAGUGUAGAAAAAAUGCUCAGAUGAUUAAAAAUGAGCAAAGUUUGAGAAGCAAUAAGAAAAAAAUGACAGUAUUUUGAAUACAAACAAUAGUUGUAAAUUUUAUGAUGAUUUGAAAAUAAAUAAAUUUAAAU